Molecule: messenger RNA, 1359 nt
Organism: Morchella sextelata
Lineage: Eukaryota; Fungi; Ascomycota; Pezizomycetes; Pezizales; Morchellaceae
Exons: 1
Coding region: 1-1359 (452 amino acids)
Biological process (GO): nuclear envelope organization
Cellular component (GO): Nem1-Spo7 phosphatase complex
Molecular function (GO): phosphoprotein phosphatase activity; protein phosphatase regulator activity
Source: RefSeq, a predicted model, not a curated record
AUGACGUUAUCAUCUCCCGGCUCUGAGACCUCGGAAAGCAUUGAUCUCGCCGUCAAAGGAUCUCUCCCAACACGCUCCUCUCUCUCGCCCCCAUCCGUGGUUCCUAAACCCCCCCCAGCACCUCCCGGGAACCCCCUCGACUACGCCCCCAACUCACCCAACCAGGUAUAUCUCAACCUCCUCAUCCUCGAGGCCUCCCUGCGCAGCCAAUACCUCCACCACCUCGCUCGUCGCCGCAAGUUCACCUUCUUCGUCGUCCUCCUCCUGGCCUGGAACGCGUACUUCCUCCACCGCAUCUUCGACCUCGGCGGCUCGCCCUACUACUACAUCUACCACCUCGAAUGGCUCGGUCUUCUCGGCGGCUGCGUCACCGCCGCCCUCUACUAUGCCACAGGCCUCUACGAAAAGACGAUUGUUGAGCCGCGCCGCUUCGUCUCCACCGCAAACCGCGGCCUCCGUGGCUUCAACGUCAAGCUCGUCAAGGUGCCCUUCUCCACAACCCAAUGGAUCGUCUGGUGGUGGAAUUGGUACACCUUCCCCACGCCGCCCCCUCCGCGGCGCCCCCCCUCCUCCACCGCCUCCCGACGCCUCUCUGCAAACACCGCAAAGCCCCGCCGGCUAAGCUCAAAUACCCCGCGAAAGGCCGCUGCCGCCAUGCAGGCCACCGAGCACGCACACCGCCACGCCCCGUCCAUUGCAUCCAGCGCGAUGGGCCGCACGUCGUCACAGCUCUCCCCGCACCCCGAGGAGGCAAUGGAGGACGACCCCGCCGACGAGAUCGAAGAGUACCUCACGGGCGGGCUCCACAUCAAGCUCGUCAUCCUGCCAAAGCGCUUCAGCGCGACGUUCCGCGAGGAGUGGGAGAACUACCGCACCGAGUUCUGGGACAAGGAGAACAAAUCGCGCUACAAGCGGCGCAAGGCCGUCAAGCGGUGGUGGCACUGGCCCCCGCUGGGUCUACGCCUAGGAGCAGCCAAAAAGGAGGAUACACCGGCCACUACAAGCUCUCCGGCUGUGCGGGUGCGACGCGCAUCUGUGGCAUCGGAGAGAAGAUCCCCGAGUGUGUCUUCGCGCGCCGGAACACCGGAGCCGGAGGGGACGCCGACGAAGCGACGGGGAGGCAGCUUUGUGGCGAAGAGGAGGCCAAAUAUGGCGCCGGGGUUGGUGCCCGGUGGGAAGAGCGGGGAUGUGUCGGAUUCGGGAUCGACGACCACUGUGGGGACGGAGGGGCGGAGCGAUAGCUCGACGGUUGUAGAUAGGAGCUCGUCCAGCGCUGGGACCGGGAAGCGGAAGACUGGCAGCAAGGGGAAAGGGCGGGGGCGAAAGACGGCAAUUGCUGGGAGGAGCGCUGAUGGAUGA